CUCGGAACACCGUGACACGUCAACCGUUGAUUCAGGGCCCCACCAACCACCACACCAUAAGUGUCAUCGUUCAGCUACCCGUCUUUCAGGUCAACAACAUCACACUGUUACCCUACACACGCAGUUAGUGCCGAGUGAUAUGGCGCCCCAGUAUCUUUCUGGCGAUAGUGCCGCAAUUGAGGAGUUCUUAUCCAGGUUCGAUGUGUUCUUGUUUGAUUGUGACGGCGUCCUUUGGUCUGGCGAUCACCUCUUCGAAAAGGUCCCCGAGACGAUUCAGAUGCUGCGAAGCAAAGGCAAACAACUAGUGUUCGUGACUAACAACAGCACAAAAUCGCGCGCAGACUACAAGAAGAAAUUCGAUAAGCUGGGUAUCCCCGCCGAAGUGAACGAAGUCUUUGGAUCCUCCUACAGCGCCGCCGUCUACAUCAACCGCAUUCUCAAACUACCAGGCCCGAAGAAUAAGGUAUUCGUUCUCGGCGAAUCUGGUGUUGAGCAGGAAUUGGAAGCUGAGGGCGUUCCCUACAUUGGCGGGACAGACCCAGCAUUCCGCCGAGACAUCGAGCCGGAAGACUUCACAAACAUCGCCAAUGGCAGUAUGCUUGAUCCAGAUGUCGGCAUUGUGCUGAGCGGUCUCGACUUCCACUCGAACUACCUUAAGACCGCAAUUGCAUUCCAGUACUUGCAGCGCGGCGCAAAGUAUCUUGCUACGAACAUUGAUAGCUCAUUACCUAUGGCGCACACGCUGUUCCCUGGAGCCGGAUCAUCGGGCGCUGGUCUGGCGAAGGCCAUUGGGCGUGAGCCAUUAUCUCUGGGCAAGCCGAGUCAAGCUAUGAUGGAUGCUGUCGAAGGCAAGUUUCAGUUCGAUCGUAGCAGAACAUGUAUGAUUGGUGACAGACUGAAUACCGACAUUCAGUUCGGCAUUGAUGGCAAGCUGGGUGGCACGCUCGCUGUUCUGACCGGUGUGAGUAAGAAAGAAGACUUUCUGGCGGAAGGUGCAUCCACCGUGCCUACCGCCUAUGUCAACGCUCUCGGCGACUUGAUGGGUUAGAUAAACACGUAUAGAUAUACACGUAUAGAUCAUAGUAGAGAUACGCAGUAGGCAAUUGCACACAGGUCGCAUAGCGACGUCAUCGUAUAGUCCGUCCUUGAAGACCUGACUGCAUGGCAAUGUCGUAGCACCAGCCAGGUAUGUGCAUCUAGCAUAGCUGAAUCUGGUAUAAGCAUCC
This is a messenger RNA of Boeremia exigua, 1226 nucleotides long. RefSeq names its product 4-nitrophenylphosphatase-like protein. The record is from RefSeq and is a predicted model, not a curated record. Gene Ontology annotation, molecular function: alkaline phosphatase activity; phosphoglycolate phosphatase activity. The coding region runs from base 140 to 1048 and encodes 302 amino acids. The transcript is spliced from 5 exons. NCBI's taxonomy places the organism in Eukaryota, Fungi, Ascomycota, Dothideomycetes, Pleosporales, Didymellaceae.